AUGUCGACAAGUAUCGAUAUAUCGAAAAGUAUCGAUAUAUCGAAAAGUAUCGAUAUCGAAAAGAACCGGAAAGAUAUCGAAAAGUACCGAAAAGAUAUCGAAAAGUACCGGAAAGAUAUCGAAAAGUACCGAAAAGAUAUCGAAAAGUACCGAAAAGAUAUCGAAAAGUACCGAAAAGAUAUCGAAAAGUACCGAAACGAUAUCGAAAAGUACCGAAAAGAUUUCGAAAAGUACCGAAAAGAUUUCGAAAAGUAUCGAAAAGAUAUCGAAAAGUAUCGAAAAGAUAUAGAUAAGUAUCGAAAAGAUAUCGAUAAGUAUCGAAAAGAUAUCGAUAAGUAUCGAAAAGAUAUCGAAAAGUAUCGAAAAGAUAUCGAAAAGUAUCGAAAAGAUAUCGAAAAGUAUCGAAAAGAUAUCGAAAAGUAUCGAAAAGAUAUCGAAAAGUAUCUAUAUAUAUCGAAAAUAUCGAUAUAUAAGUACCGAAAAGAUAUCGAAAAGUACCGAAAAGAUAUCGAAAAGUACCGAAAAGAUAUCGAAAAGUACCGAAAAGAUAUCGAAAAGUAUCGAAAAGAUAUCGAAAAAUAUCGAAAAGUACCGAAAAGAUAUCGAAAAGUACCGAAAAGAUAUCGAAAAGUACCGAAAAGAUAUCGAAAAGUACCGAAAAGAUAUCGAAAAGUACCGAAAAGUACCGAAAAGUACCGAAAAGAUAUCGAAAAGUACCGAAAAGAUAUCGACAAGUACCGGAAAGAUAUCGACAAGUACCGAAAAGAUAUCGACAAGUACCGAAAAGAUAUCGACAAGUACCGAAAAGAUAUCGAAAAGUCCCGAAAAGAUAUCGAAAAGUAUCGAAAAGAUAUCGAAAAGUAUCGAAAAGAUAUCGAAAAGUAUCGUAAAGAUAUCGAAAAGUAUCGAUAUAUCGAAAAGUACCGAAAAGAUAUCCAAAAGUAUCGAAAAGACAUCGAAAAGUACCGAAAAGAUAUCGAAAAGUACCGAAAAGAUAUCGAAAAGUACCGAAAAGAUAUCGAAAAGUACCGAAAAGAUAUCGAAAAGUAUCGAAAAGAUAUCGAAAAGUAUCGAAAAGAUAUCGAAAAGUAUCUAUAUAUAAUGAAAAUAUCGAUAUAUAAUGAAAAGUAUCGAAAAGAUAUCGAUAAGUAUCGAAACGAUAUUGAUAAGUAUCGAAAAGAUAUCGAUAAGUAUCGAAAAGAUAUAGAUAAGUAUCGAAAAGAUAUCGAUAAGUAUCGAAAAGAUAUCGAAAAGUAUCGAAAAGACAUCGAAAAGUAUCGAAAAGAUAUCGAAAAGAUAUCGAAAAGUAUCGAAAAGAUAUCGAAAAGAUUCGAAAAGAUAUCGAAAAUAUCGAUAUAUAAGUACCGAAAAGAUAUCGAAAAGUACCGAAAAGAUAUCGAAAAGUACCGAAAAGAUAUCGAAAAGUAUCGAAAAGAUAUCGAAAAGUAUCGAUAUAUCAAUAAGUAUCUAAAAGAUAUCGAAAAGUAUCGAAAAGAUAUCGAAAAGUAUCGAUAUAUCGAAAAGUAUCCAUAUAUCGAAAAAUAUAUCGAAAAGUACCGAUAUAUCGAAAAGUACCGAUAUAUCGAUAAGUACCGAUGUAUCGAAAAGUACCGAUAUAUCGAUAAGUACCGAUAUAUCGAUAAGUACCGAUAUAUCGAAAAGUAUCAAUAUAUCGAUAAGUACCGAUAUAUCGAUAAGUACCGAUAUAUCGAUAAGUACCGAUAUAUCGAAAAUACCGAUAUAUCGAAAAGUACCGGUAUAUCGAAAAGUACCGAUAUAUCGAUAAGUACCGAUAUAUCUAAAAGUACCGAUAUAUCGAAAAGUACCGAUAUAUCGAAAAGUACCGAUAUAUCGAAAAGUACCGAUAUAUCGAAAAGUACCGAUACAUCGAAAAGUACCGAUAUAUCGAAAAGUACCGAUAUAUCGAUAAGUACCGAUAUAUCGAAAAAUAUCGAUAAGUACCGAAAAGAUAUCGAAAAGUACCGAAAAGAUAUCGAAAAGUACCGAAAAGAAAUCGAAAAGUACCGAAAAGAUAUCGAAAAGUACCGAAAAGAUAUCGAAAAGUAUCGAAAAGAUAUCGAAAAGUAUCGAAAAGAUAUCGAAAAGUAUCGAUAUAUAUCGAAAAGUAUCGAUAUAUAUCGAAAAGUAUCUAUAUAUAAGGAAAAGUAUCGAUAUAUAAUGAAAAGUAUCGAGAUAUCGAUAAGUAUCGGUAUAUCGAUAAGUAUCGAUAUAUCGAUAAGUAUCGAUAAAUCGAUAAGUAUCGAUAUAUCGAAAAGUGUCGAUAUAUCGAUAAGUAUCGAUAUAUCGAUAAGUAUCGAUAAGUAUCGAUAUAUCGAUAAGUAUCGAUAUAUCGAUAAAUAUCGAUACAUCGAUAAGUAUCGAUAUAUCGGUAAGUAUCGAUAUAUCGAUAAGUGUCGGUAUAUCUAUAAGUAUCGAUAUAUCGAAAAGUACCGAUAUAUCGAUAAGUACCGAUAUAUCGAAAAGUACCGAAAAGAUAUCGAAAAGUACCGAAAAGAUAUCGAAAAGUAUCGAAAAGAUAUCGAAAAGUACCGAAAAGAUAUCGAAAAGUACCGAAAAGAUAUCGAAAAGUACCGAAGAGAUAUCCAAAAGUACCGAAAAGAUAUCGAAAAGUACCGAAAAGAUAUCGAAAAGUACCGAAAAGAUAUCGAAAAGUACCGAAAAGAUAUCGAAAAGUAUCGAAAAGAUAUCGAAAAGUAUCGAAAAGAUAUCGAAAAGUAUCGAAAAGAUUUCGAAAAGCAUCGAAAAGAUAUCGAAAAGUAUCGAAAAGAUAUCGAAAAGUAUCGAAAAGAUAUCGAAAAGUAUCUAUAUAUAAUGAAAAUAUCGAUAUAUAAUGAAAAGUAUCGAAAAGAUAUCGAUAAGUAUCGAAAAGAUAUCGAUAAGUAUCGAAAAGAUAUCGAUAAGUAUCGAAAAGAUAUAGAUAAGUAUCGAAAAGAUAUCGAUAAGUAUCGAAAAGAUAUCGAAAAGUAUCGAAAAGACAUCGAAAAGUAUCGAAAACACAUCGAAAAGUAUCGAAAAGAUAUCGAAAAGUAUCGAAAAGAUAUCGAAAAGUAUCGAAAAGAUAUCGAAAAGUAUCUAUAUAUAUCGAAAAAAAAAAAGGUGGCAGACUUAAGAUCGGACGUCGGACGUGAUAGGCCGUCAGAUAAAAAGGUUAUUAUAUCUGAACAAUUGGAAUUGCCUUCACCUAGCACACCAGCUAAAAAAGACGACGCCAACGAACUGGAUAAUCAAGCAGGCGAGGUUUCAGCGAAGUGUAACAAUGAACUGCCGCCUAAGAAUCACAAAGUUAUUGGACCUAAUUGUUCUAAUCUUGGGUGCUCUUGGAUGACAACUGACAACACCUACUCCUCAUUUCAUAUUUCACCGGAAAUUCGGAUGCCCUUGCCAAAAGUUAACGAAAGCAUGAAAAGGGCGAAACGGAUAAGGGGAAAACCGAUGUUUUAA
This is a messenger RNA of Schistocerca nitens (vagrant locust), 3462 nucleotides long. RefSeq names its product repetitive organellar protein-like. The coding region runs from base 1 to 3462 and encodes 1153 amino acids. Lineage: Eukaryota; Metazoa; Arthropoda; Insecta; Orthoptera; Acrididae. The transcript is spliced from 13 exons. The record is from RefSeq and is a predicted model, not a curated record.